Messenger RNA from Salvelinus namaycush (lake trout), 1608 nucleotides. Its product is annotated as probable G-protein coupled receptor 141. Gene Ontology annotation, cellular component: membrane. Gene Ontology annotation, molecular function: oxysterol binding; G protein-coupled receptor activity. Bases 167 to 1057 code for a protein of 296 amino acids. Gene Ontology annotation, biological process: G protein-coupled receptor signaling pathway. The transcript is spliced from 3 exons. The record is from RefSeq and is a predicted model, not a curated record. NCBI's taxonomy places the organism in Eukaryota, Metazoa, Chordata, Actinopteri, Salmoniformes, Salmonidae.
CUGCUGGAGAGGUCAGUUCUAAGAUGUGUGUGCAGCCAGUGAAUACUCUGAAACGGACAACCUUAUGUUAGGUCAACGCCCCAUAUCGUCUAUAUUUAAUUUAGGUCAUUUGGCAGACACUCUUAUCCAGAGUGACAUACAGUUGGUGCAUUAAACUAAGGAGAGGAUGGGGAAUGGGACAAAUGUCAACAAUGCCAUGUCUAAAUCAUACAGAUAUGCAUUGCUGUCAAUAUACACUAUUGUGCUCGUUGGAGGGACCAUCAGCAUGUCCCUCAUGAUCAACAUCAUCAAGUCCAACGUCCGCUCGGUGACCACUACAGCCGUUCUGAACCUGAUCGUGGUCCACUUCGUCUUCCUCCUGACUGUGCCCUUCCGCCUUUAUUUCUACGCGGCCGGCGAGUGGCAUCUUGGUCCCAACUUCUGCAAGGUGGUCAGUGCUAUGAUCCACGCCCACAUGUACUUAGCCUUCGUCUUCUAUGUGAUCAUUCUGGUGAUCCGCUACCUGAGUUUCUUCAGGAGGUUCAAUCAGGUGGAGUUCUACAGGAGGCUUCACGCCCUGGGGGCCAGUGCUGCUGUCUGGGGCCUCAUGCUCAUUGUGGUGGUCCCUUUGACUGCUGUGAAGUAUGGAUCAUCUACAGAUAAUAAUACAACAACCAAUGACAACCAGUGCUUCAAUUUCGGAGGGAUCUUUGACGAGAAACAUACUGUGGCUGUGCUGAAUUACAUCAUCUGUGCUCUCAUCAUCGUGGUUACAUUGGCCCUGGCCUGUUGCCAAGUGUGGAUUUUGGGCUGUGUGUACAGAACUCACAGGGCGAUGAUCUUCUCUCAACAGGAGUUUUGGGCUCAGAUCAAAAGUCUUUGCUUUAUGCUGGUCAUUAUAGUAUGCUUUGUUCCAUACAAUGUAUUCAGGAUUUACUAUGUGAGUAAUUAUAAUGUCAGUCUCCAAAUGAAGAAUGAGUUUGCCCUUGCUGUCACAACGUUCAGCUGCUUUGACAUGCUGACUUUUAUAGGGAGGGGGUCGUUCAGACCCUGUGAUACAACAUGUUGUGUAUCAUAAGAAUAACAUGAGAAUCUACUUUUUCUUAUGAUAGUGUGAUGUAAAGAAUGUAACAUAAUAUUAACAUGAGAAUAGGAUUAUAUUUGCACCUUAAUACCAAAUUAUAAAACUGUACAGUCUCUUUGAUAUACUUUCUUCACAGCAAACAAUAUCAGGAGUAACAUUUACUUCCUGUAUAUACAGUACCUCUUUCUAGCAGUUCCCUAAGUGGGAUACGUCCUUCAGGUCAAAUCAGAAAAGACAUGAAAACAAAUAGUGGAGCUGUGUUUAAUGUUCUUGUUGUACAGUUCUGGAACAUGAUACAAAGUAUUUACAUACUCCCACCACAUGGAUGGGUUUCUACAAAUUAGCUAAACUGAUUCUGAUUCAACAGUCACCUACAAUUUGGCAUACUGUAACACAUUGGCAUAACAAACAUACAGUGAAUGAUCAAACAUUUUGUGAAUGAUCAAAUUUUGAUAAACCAUGCAUUCUUUAUCAUCUUCUUACAACUACAUUUUCAAGUGAAUUAUAUGUUCGAUUAAAAUGUACUCUGCUUGUUCAGUGUUUCA